Molecule: messenger RNA, 1811 nt
Organism: Bacillus rossius redtenbacheri
Lineage: Eukaryota; Metazoa; Arthropoda; Insecta; Phasmatodea; Bacillidae
Gene: Dph5
Product: diphthine methyl ester synthase
Exons: 5
Coding region: 151-885 (244 amino acids)
Biological process (GO): protein histidyl modification to diphthamide
Molecular function (GO): diphthine synthase activity
Source: RefSeq, a predicted model, not a curated record
AUAAAAUUAAGUCAAUACGAAAAUACGCAAAAAAAUAAGUAAAAUAUCAAGGAGUAUGGAAUUAAGAGUUAGUUGACAAUUGGAAUUGUUGUUGGCUUUCUACUGGAAACAAUAAUUUACCAAAAAAAUAAAAGUAAAAAGACAAUUGAAAUGCUGUAUAUAGUUGGGUUAGGACUUGGUGAUGUUAAAGAUAUUACAGUGAAAGGUUUGGAAAUAGUGAGGAAAACAGACAAGAUUUAUUUAGAGUCAUACACAUCAGUGUUGAGUGUUGGGAAAGAUAAAUUGGAAGAGUUCUAUGGCCGGCCCAUCAUCGUCGCAGACAGGGAUUUGGUGGAACAGGGCGCAGAUUUGAUUUUGAAAGAUGCGGCUGAUAAGGACGUGGCAUUCCUGGUGGUGGGCGACCCUUUCGGGGCUACCACUCACGCCGACCUGGUCCUCCGGGCCAAGGAAGCUGGUAUUCGAGUCGAGAUCAUCCACAAUGCAUCCAUAAUGAAUGCCAUAGCAUGCUGUGGUCUGCAAUUGUACAGUUUCGGAGAAGCAGUUUCCAUUCCGUACUGGACCGAGACGUGGAAACCGGACAGCUUCUAUGAUAAGAUAGCUGCCAAUAGGAGGAGAGGCCUGCAUACGUUGUGCCUCCUAGACAUUCAGGUGAAGGAGCCAACACCUGAAAGUUUGACGAGGAAGACAAAGACGUACCUGCCUCCUCGCUUCAUGUCGGUCGGAGAAGCGGCACACCAGUUGCUGGAGAUCAUCGGCCGGAAAUGUUCUGACGGUGCGGUCCCUGAAGCUGGAGAUUCGGAACUAGAUCUGACGCUACCUGAUUCUGAAAAUUUAUUGGAUGUGAUGUCACUGGCCUGCUGUACUUGUCGAGAUGGCCAACUUUAAUCUUUGGGGUCAUCAGCAGGCUGGCAGGGUAUGUGGAUUCCAUUCAUCAUUGUUUUUUGAAGUCAUGAAUGACAUGUGCCAAAUCACAUGUUUACCCGAUGUACAAAGGUGCAGUAAACACUAUUCAGGUUCAGUGAAAAUAUAUACACCAAUCCCUUUCUUAGCGCAUCUUAAAAUUGCUCAGAUUAAUCUAGCGUAAUGUUAAUUUUACUGCCCCAGUCGUGAAUAGCACAUCUGUAAAUUUCAGUUAGCACGAAAUCGCCACAGGCAAAAAAAAAAGUCGGGCACGACGUCACAAAGUCUGCUUCAACUCGGUAAACAACAGAUGUGCCGUGGGAUGCUAUACGAGUUAGCUAUACGAGGGGGAGAAUAGAUGCGCACAGGUCUGACUACUACGCUAUUGGCUGUUGUACAAAAAUCAGCUGUGGUUAGUUCAGUUGUGGCUGUGGGGUGUGUAAAGGACCAAAUGUUUUUGCAUCCGGGCAUAAGCCGCUAAGUUGUACUGUUGUCGCCUGGCCACAGGCGGGGUCGUGAUGAACUUCGGUCUAGCCAGUGGCAAGGAAUUCGCACUCACAUAGCAACAUCUGCUGGUAAAGUACGUACGCAAGCACCUACAAUUGGAAUCAUGGCUUCCAAGUGGGAAUGUUAGAUUUUUUUUUUUUUAAGUGAAACUUCUAAUGCGACUUCCAACAAGGUUGGGUUGAACGUUUAACGCUACCAUGGAGAAAGCACUGUUGCGUGAAGCGUUCAACGCUCCUGGGGAUGGGGAAUAGAAAGAGACAGAGCGAGAGUGAAUGCGUGGCACUCGAACGCAUGCGCGUAGUAUACCUGUUACAGGCCAGCGCGAGCGUUAGCAACGAGUAGCGUCCAGUAUUCCAACGCAAGAGGGAGAGAGAAAGAAAGAUACACAAAGGUAGAAAGUAUGA